AUGAAUACACACGCAGAGGACCCGGUGCACAAUGCACCGGAUUACAAGGACGAAAAAGGCUCCGAUACCUCGCCGACCCCACCCAUGAAAGUCGAGGAUGUCGAAAACUCCGCCGGGUCGAUGGAGAUUGAUGCCGCGACUGAGGCAAGAGUGUUGAGGAAGUUGGACGUUCGCAUUGUACCAAUGAUUUGCUGGAUCUAUUUGAUGAACUUCAUGGACCGAGUCAACAUUGGAAAUGCACGUCUCUACGGCAUGGAGGAAGACCUUGGUAUGGACGAAACAAGCGACCAGUUCCAGCUUGCAGUCUCCAUCUUAUUUGUCACCUAUGUUCUCUUCGAGACGCCCAGUAAUAUGAUUAUCAAGAGGAUGCAGCCAGCGAGGUAUCUUGGAGGACUCAUGUUCGUAUGGGGACUUGUAGCCACUUUUACUGCUUUUGUCAACAACUACGCUGCUUUGAUCGCCUGCAGACUUCUCCUAGGAGUUUUCGAAGCAGGAUUGUUUCCUGGAGUCAUACUAUACCUGUCAAUGUUUUACAACAGGAGGAAUGUAUCCCUCAGACAGGCAACUUUCUACGGUACUUCUGCCAUAGCUGGUGGACUAGGAGGACUGGUCGCUUACGCUAUUGGCGAGAUGGAUCGUGCAGCAGGAUGGAGGGGUUGGAGAUGGAUUAUUCUUAUCAACGGCAUCCCGACUGUACUAACCGCCAUCGCCGUUCCAUUCGUUCUUCCAAACAGCCCCGAAACGGCCAAGUUCUUGACCGAAGACGAUCGACGAAUUUUGAUCCAAAUGCGCAUGAGAGAAGUCGGUCAGACAGCAGCCGGACAAGAAUUCCACAAAGAAGAUGUCAUGAAUGGUGUCAAAGACUGGAAGGUCUAUGCCUACGCCAUUGCUCAGUUUGUCGGACUUGGCAUGCUCUACAGCUUUUCGGUGUUCCUUCCCACAAUUAUCAACGGGCUAGGAGGUGGCUGGACCCGUCAAGAAGUCCAAGCUCUGACCAUCCCCGUGUACGUCGCUGGCUUCAUUACCUACGUCGUUGGAGCAUACUAUAGCGACAAGACACAGCAGAGGGGCCUCUUUUGCAUUGCCGGCCUCGCUGUGAGCUUGAUCGGAUACAUCUUUCUCAUUGCAGACAAGGGCCUCGGCCUCAGUUUUGCUGGCUGUUUUAUCGUGGCCCUAGGACUUUGGGUCGCAACCGGAAUUGCCUUUUCCUGGAUCGGUGUCAACAACCCUCGGUAUGGAAAGCGAGCCUUUGCCAGUGGCAUGCAAAUUACCAUUGGAAAUUGCUCCGGCAUCGCCGCUCCAUUCUUGUACAGCAGCGCUACAGCGCCUACAUACAAGCCUGGAUACGGUGCUACUAUCGGGCUACUGACACUGGGUAUUGCAAUCUACACAGCAUUACACUUGUACUUCCGCAUGAAGAACAAGAAGAAGAUGUCCGGCCAAGAGGACUGGAGGAUCGAGGGCAAGACUGAAGAAGAGAUUGCGGAGAUGGGAGAAGACAACCCAAGAUAUUUGUACACAAUUUGA
Messenger RNA from Exserohilum turcica Et28A, 1527 nucleotides. RefSeq lists its product as uncharacterized. NCBI's taxonomy places the organism in Eukaryota, Fungi, Ascomycota, Dothideomycetes, Pleosporales, Pleosporaceae. Bases 1 to 1527 code for a protein of 508 amino acids. Gene Ontology annotation, molecular function: transmembrane transporter activity. Gene Ontology annotation, cellular component: membrane. The record is from RefSeq and is a predicted model, not a curated record. Gene Ontology annotation, biological process: transmembrane transport. The transcript has 6 exons.